UUACGGCUUUCGUUUCUAGGCAACAGGACGCCUUAUACCUGCUGCAGUGCGACAUCGGAGGCAACUUCGCUGAAGAAUCGGCCAGCUUUCUAUUAAUUGAUUUGCAUUUACCCCUUUCCAUAAAUGUACAUCAUUAGAUUUUAUUUCGAUAUAUUCCUGUGUAGCCGUUUGUUUUUCCGCGUGCCUGAACGAAAAAAAUACGUCCGUGACGCCGAAAUAUUUAUGCUAGCUGCUUUUUUUAGGCUAAUGCUGCCUUCGUGGAACAUCAGAAAUACAAAAUUUCAGCAGUCCACUUUAAAGUUUCUGUAGUCCAAUCAAUUUACCGUUUAAAUACAUACUGUAGUCUUCUGUUAAUAUUGUAAUUAUUGACAGUAUUUAAGACAAACCACCCAUUUUGAAGUGUGCUGACAUGAACGCCUCACUAGUUGCGUCUUUGCUUCGCUAGUUGGUAGAGAAAAUUACGAGCUUCGCCUGAAGGCAGCAGAUGCUGUCCCGUCCCGCAAAGUUAGCUAGCCUUAGCAACCUAUGGGAUUACAGCGCAGCAUCAUUCUCACGCAAUGACCCCAAAUAUUACCACACUUCCUUGACUCCACGGGACCAGCGUGAGGAAUAUCACCCGAACCGGAUAAGUAUGCAUCACUGUGGCUGUUCGAAGAUGAGGCGCUUCUGUUCGGACAACAAUAACUUUCCUUAUGACAACAACAUCCUGGUGUUGGACAUGGUUCUGGGCUCUCUGUGGGAUGUGGUCCAGCCCAUAAACUGGGACAAUGUUGCCAAGCUGGUUCCAGGCUUCACCCCCAAAGAGUGUUCCAGUCGCUUUGAGGAGCUGAAGAGCUCUGGGGCGUUUCCACAUGUGGACUAUCAGUGUAACACCUUAACUGAAGGACGCACACCAGCUCCGGAUGCUGCGUCCACGCUGCUGAACACGGAGGCCAUGAUUGAGAGAGAUGGAAGCAGCCAGAGCAAAAUACCAGGUGGGAGGUCGAUCCCCUCAGGAAGGGGCAAUCCUGUGGAGAAGGAAAAACGAGCCUCUGCGGCGGAGGACAAGCCCCAAAAGCCUGGAGAUCCCAACAUGGUGAUCCACGUGUGUGACGAGACCAAGAACCUGAAGCAGGACUUCACGUGCCCCAGAGAUCUUCUGGUCAAAGAGAUGCGUUACUUUGCCGAGUAUCUGUCUGUGGACCCGCAGAGGUGGGAGGAAGUGGACAUCUCAGUCCACUGUGACGUCCAGAUCUUUGACUGGCUCAUGAACUACGUGAGGAGGAACUCUGCCGGAGAGGGGAACCGGGACAAGCCUCGGCUGGAACCCAGCAAUGUCAUCUCCAUCCUGAUCUCCUCCGAGUUCUUGAAGAUGGAUACGUUAGUGGACGAGUGCAUCCAGUACUGCCACAAACACAUGAGCGCCAUCGUGGCCACGCCCUGCAACAUGAACUGCAUCAACAGCAACCUGACCGCGCUGAUCGCCGAGCUCUUCAACCACAACGAGGCCGACGACAUCCGGGACAAAAAGGACAAGUUCAAGAGCAAACUGUUUCAGAAGAAAAUUGAGUGUCUCUUCGACCCACACAGUCGGAGCAAGGAUUCUCCGGGGAACGCCUCCUCUCUGUACAGGUGUGGACUGUGUCUUAAGCUGCUGACCAAAGACACAGAGAGGAGCAUCUCCUGUGUUCCAGGAAAAAUCAACGUGGACGCUCGAGGAGAAAUCGUCUACACACACUCCAGGCAGAAGAGCUGGGACGUCCACGAAUACAUCACGGGUCUCUACGAGGAGCUCAAGUCCUGGGUCUCGGUUUACUGGAGGAUCUGGGGAACCAUCAACCACCUGACCUGCUCUCGGUGUCAGCAGGUGUUUGUGUGUGCAGAGCUGACCCGCUGCAGGUACCACCCGGACAGCGUGCUGUACCCGGGGGCAGGGGCAGACAGAGGGUGGCAUGGGGCGGGGGUUUACCCCUGCUGCAGGAAGAGGGUCCUCCGCUUCGACCCAACAGGAACGCCAAAGGGCUGUAAGAUGCGGGACCACAUUGUGAGCGUCCCCAGCGAGGAGAACUGCGACGAGGCCACGUCAGCGCAGAUCCGAGUGCUGAACGAUCUGCUGCUGCACAGAGACGCCGUGUGUCUGUCCAACUCUUCACCUGUGGACAGCGAGGACAGCCCCUCAGGAUCCGAGAAGGUCCAGGACUGUGACUUUCUGCUGGAGCCGACGCUCCUGGGACCUCUGAGGGGAGACGGCAGCUCCUUUUCCCUUUUGAAAAACUGGAGUCUCCAGCUGAAGCAGCAGUCUCUGUUGUCGGAGGACGAGGACUACACCACGGGGUCAGAGGUCACAGAGGACGAGGUCGGGGACGAAGAAGAGCAGUCUAAGAAACAAGCUGCUAAGAAGGCCAAGAGAGGUCAGCGACCUCUGAAGAAGCAGCUGUCCUCUCCCAACUUCCAUCGCAAAGAGAAACCAGAGAAGUCGCAGGGCAGAGACAGCACGCCCUUCACAGUCAGCAUCCAGAAGAGCAAGUGGGACAUCUCGCGCUCUCUGCGCUACAACCAGGACGCGCAGAGGGAAGAAGACCAGCGGCGCAUGGUGGAGAUCAUCGGUCACCUGACCAGGAUGAGGUUUGGAGAUCAGGAGCCGAGUAAAUCCAAGGACACAAAGGAGCCUUCAGGGGGAAUCUACGCCCGGCUCGAAACGCAGUUCAAGAGCUCGUCCCAAGCCAGGCAGAGCGUCGAGAAGACACCCAGGCCCAAAAUGCGCUUCGCUCAAGUCCGGACGACGUAAGGAGAACUCCUUCAGUCUCUCGUCCCAGCAGUGAUGGGUCACGUCACCCCCCCACAGCACAGAUCUGUUUGUGCAGCAGAACCACGGCUCCAGGGAACUUUAGCUUUUCACCUCUUAACAGAUUUCUGCAAGUCAAAGAGAGAAAACUACUGACAGGUUAAUGAUUGGAAGUUUAUUUCAAAAUAAAAGCCCCUGUUCUCUCUUUUAUUAGCAGAAACAGCCUCUGCAGCUGUCAGACUUUCUUUACUCGCUUGUUUGGAAAGCGAUCACUUAAACUCGGAGUUUCAGGCCAUCAGAACCGCACAUCCUCCUCCGGUUCUGUAUUCAUCCUGCUUCAGUGUUCUCCUGUAGGUCUGCAUUGUGACUGUGUGACACUGGGACCAGUUAAACAGAUGCAACCCAGCUGCUGUUCCCGUUUCCUCCACUAGAUGGCAGACAAUAACCUUGAGGGGGGGUCACUGGGUUCUGAACAAUCCCCUUUGCCCCAGUUUGAACAUGACCUGCCCCCCCCCAGCUCUAAUACUUAUGGUGGUGGCCAGGACUCGGACCCGAGCUCCAACCUUCAGUUCACAGAAACCAUGAGAGGGUUGCUGGGGGGUAGAGUGUGAAGGUGGGGGUUACCCAGCUGUUCCCGCUUUCUCCUCAACAGCAGAUACCGAGAAGGAUUGGGGCUCUGUCAGGAAGGGGGUCCAGUUACAGCCGGACCCGGAGGGAAGGCUGAAUACACCAAACAAACAUCCAGUGACUGACGGAGGCGCCCAGUCGCCGUGGAAACCCCCCCAAAGUUGGUUUCCACAGGAAGUGCCGAGUCAGAAAAAUGUAUACCCAAAACCUUCUAAAUUUAUGCAUCAGGAUGACGCGCUGAAGCCGCAGCGCCUCAUUCCUCUGCCUGAAAGCGGUCGUAUCCUUGAAUGUGAGAGCGGCGCGUUAGCCGGGAUUACUGGCAGCGUCGCGUUUCACGCCGUGAAGCGAGGCCAAACUUCUGAGCGGAAGUGAGUGGACGCCGUCUCGGGUUUAUGACAGGUGCUUCUCAUCCUCAGACGGGUUCUACAGGGAUUCACGGGUUUGGUGCUGAGAGAAAUGCAGGAGCUGCACUGCUGGACAGACGCUGCUGCAGGAAACACUCAAACAUUCAUUUAAUCAAACUGACAUAAACAAGCUGUUAUUUAAUUAUAAAAACAGUUUUCAUGAAGGGAGUGAAGUGAAAAAAGACCGAACUUUUAUUAUGAAAAUGUGUUUUUUUUUUCCAUUUAACUCGGGGGCUCUGGGUCACAUGUGGCCCUUUACCAUAUCACAUAAAUGCAAAGAUUUUUUCAUCCCUGCUAACUUUCACUCUACACUUCCUCCAGAAUGCACAGAUUUUAAACACUAAAAUUUGCUUCUCUGUUUCUCUAGUUUAUUUUACAAGUUUUAGGCUUAUAUCUUACUUUUUCUACUGGACCAUAACCAAUUAAUUCAUGUUUAUGUUCAGGUUAACGGCAACAGUAAAAAGGAUAACGGCAUCAAUAGUUUUUCCUCCCACUCCCCUUCAACUUUCAUGCAUUGUUUAUGCAUCAUAUCUGUUAAAUAAGUGUUACACAAGCUUGUAAUAAAUCACACAACUCAAAUAAAUCAAAUCAAAUUGAAGUAUAACA
This is a messenger RNA of Oryzias melastigma (Indian medaka), 4401 nucleotides long. It is a transcript of the gene sanbr, whose product is annotated as KIAA1841 ortholog. The transcript has 21 exons. The coding region runs from base 485 to 2767 and encodes 760 amino acids. Lineage: Eukaryota; Metazoa; Chordata; Actinopteri; Beloniformes; Adrianichthyidae. The record is from RefSeq and is a predicted model, not a curated record.